This is a messenger RNA of Hylaeus volcanicus, 3192 nucleotides long. RefSeq names its product procollagen-lysine,2-oxoglutarate 5-dioxygenase (gene Plod). The record is from RefSeq and is a predicted model, not a curated record. Gene Ontology annotation, cellular component: endoplasmic reticulum. Gene Ontology annotation, molecular function: iron ion binding; L-ascorbic acid binding; procollagen-lysine 5-dioxygenase activity. The transcript has 9 exons. NCBI's taxonomy places the organism in Eukaryota, Metazoa, Arthropoda, Insecta, Hymenoptera, Colletidae. The coding region runs from base 84 to 2291 and encodes 735 amino acids. Gene Ontology annotation, biological process: peptidyl-lysine hydroxylation.
CGAACUUGCUCUCCGCUGUUCGAGGCUCUCUUUAGUUGGAAUAGUGCGUUUGAUGCGCUCGUGUACAGCUCUUGUCGGUCGAAAUGCGUGAAAAGAACAUCGGAUGCUGUAUCCUCUGGAGCUUGUUUCUCACGUACCACGUGGUCAGCGAGACUCCUCCAUCAUCAAAGCUAGACGAUGUUCUUGUGUAUACUGUUGCCACCAAUGAAACAGAUGGCUACAAAAGAUACCUUAGAUCUGUGGAUGUUUAUGGGUUUCGAGAUAACUUGAAGGUACUUGGUUUGGGUCAGCCCUGGCAAGGUGGCAAUAUAAAGACUAGUCCUGGAGGAGGUUACAAGGUCAGCCUUCUGAAAAAAGCUCUAGAGGAGUACCAAUUCGAUGAACAGAAGAUUAUCAUAUUUACAGACAGUUAUGACGUGAUAUUUCUGAGUAACUUGGCUCAAAUUAUUGAGAAGUUUAAGAGUAUGGAUGCCAGAGUUCUCUUCUCUGCUGAAGGAGCCUGCUGGCCAGACAAGUCAUUGGCUUCUAAAUAUCCCCUUGCUACUCGCGGGAAGCGCUUCCUAAACUCUGGAGGCUUCAUAGGCUAUGCUUCAGAUGUCUAUGCAAUUUUGAGCUAUUCUCCAAUAAAAAAUAAGGAUGAUGAUCAGUUGUUCUACACCAAAGCAUAUCUUGACGAGAAGCUGCGGGAACGUCAUCAAAUUAAACUGGAUCAUAAGUCUGAAAUAUUUCAGAAUCUGUAUGGCGCUGUUGCUGAUGUGGAAUUGAAGUUUGUAGGAGGAAAAGCUUCUCUCCUGAACACUGUUUACAACACACAACCGCUGAUACUUCACGGAAACGGUUACAGCAAACUAUCUUUGAAUUCUUUGGGCAAUUACUUGGCUGAAGCUUGGAAUCCUGAAGAAGGAUGCACGAUGUGCUGGGAGGGCACGACAGAAUUGAAUAAAACCCAGCCAGAAACCUAUCCAGUAUUAUUGGUGGCCAUAUUUAUAGAACAACCUACUCCUUUCUUGGAGGAAUUCCUGGCCGCGAUACUCAGACAAUCUUAUCCAAAAUCGAAACUUCAUCUGUUCGUUCACAAUAACGUAGAGUAUCAUCAAGCUGUGGUAGACAAAUUCAUGAAGAAAUUUGGAAAUGAAUACAAGAGUAGCAAGCAGAUUCUUGCUAGCGAUACCAUAAGCGAAGUUGAUGCUAGAAUCUUAUCCAUGGAUUAUUGCUUGACGAAAGGGUGCUCUGGCUAUUUUUCCAUCGAUUCCAUCUCGCAUCUGGACAACGAGUACACUCUGAAGCUUCUGGUAGAGCAGCAACGAGGUAUAGUCGCGCCAUUGCUGGUUAGACCAUACAAAAUGUGGAGUAACUUCUGGGGUACAAUAACGGACGAUGGAUUCUACGCCCGUAGCUUCGAUUACAUUGAAAUUGUGAAGAACGAAAGAAGAGGAUUGUGGAACGUGCCCUUCAUUAGUAACUGUUACCUAAUCAACGCCACUCUGAUAAGUAACAAAGAGACACGUCCAUCCUACUUGGAAGACAAUUUGGAUACGGAUAUGGCUUUCGCUUAUGCUAACCGAAAACGAUCCAUCUUUAUGUACGUCAGCAAUAGGCUUGACUUUGGACAUCUCGUUAAUCCGGAUAGUUACGAUACCACGUUGACAAAUCCUGACAUGUACCAAGUUUUUGACAACAAAUUGGAUUGGGAGAAGAAGUACAUACACGACAACUACACGGAGAAUUUUAAUCCUGACCAUACUCCCAUACAGCCCUGCCCAGACGUGUACUGGUUUCCCAUAGUCAAUGAGAAGUUCACAAAAGAGCUGGUGGAAAUUAUGGAGGCGUUUGGAAAGUGGUCAGACGGCACGAAUAAUGAUCCAAGAUUAACGGGUGGUUACGAAAACGUACCAACCCGUGACAUUCAUAUGAAUCAAGUGAACUAUGAACCUCACUGGCUAUACUUCUUAAAGGAGUACGUUAGACCUUUGCAGGAACUCGUGUUCACCGGAUACUAUCACGACCCACCACGUUCCCUCAUGAACUUCGUCGUGAGGUACCGUCCGGAUGAGCAGCCAUCCUUGAAGCCGCACCAUGACAGUUCAACCUAUACGAUCAACAUUGCCCUGAACAGGGCUGGGGUUGAUUAUGAGGGUGGAGGUUGCAGGUUUAUUCGAUACAACUGUUCCGUGACGGAUACCAAGCCGGGUUGGAUGUUGAUGCAUCCUGGAAGACUGACGCACUACCACGAAGGACUCAGAGUUACCAGCGGUACUCGAUACAUCAUGAUUUCAUUCGUUGAUCCUUGAGUAGCUCGACAAGUGAUGGGACAUCCUUAACCUCUCCAAGGACACAUUUUGUAAAGUGACAAAGAGUUGAUUUAAUUUUUCAUUCGAUUACGUUUUAUUUAUUUCAUAUCAAUAGCAAUUUACUAGGUAAAAAAAUACUUGAAGAACAAUAAAUAUGCGCAGAAAGAAAUAAUGUUCACAUAGGUGAUCGUUGAGCAUUAUUGGCAAAUUAUUCAGGGCACCUCUUGGUAUUCUAUUUUUUACUUUCAUCGUAACCAGAGUGUACUAGUACGAUAGAAAAAGGAUUUAUUGUUUACAGUAGAUUUUCGCAGAGCCCGCAAUCAAAUACACGAUUAUGGGAAAUAUAACAUUUGUACGUUUAUAAUCUCUUAUAAAAUAUAACUAAUAAUACAAAUUACGUUUUUAAAUUGAUACAAUUAACUGACUACAUUUUACACGUCUGGUAUUUUAUUCUUCAAAUAAUCACAAAGACUCUACACUUCAGUAAAUGUUUCAAUGUUUUUAAAGUAGCGAUUAUCAUGUAGAAUGAAACUCUAUUAGCACUGCCGUACGAGUUUUAAUUUAUUUUUGCAGUUGAAACAAUUAAAAUGAAAAGAAAGGAACGCACACACCCGUACUAGUGUCCCUGAAGAGGUUAAAGAUAAUUGAACGAAAUAUUAAAAAUGUAUUAUUGUUAAGAAAGAAAAGUGUGCAUAUAAUGUCUAAAUGUGUUCUCGUACACGUUCAUCUUUCGCAUAGCAAAUUACUUGCAAACUUAACGUUGAAGUGUGAGUAGGUAUGCGUCUACGAGAAAAACGUGUUCCCACUGUUGAAGUUAUUUUUUUAAUAUGAGAGCUGAGACGCGAAACAAUUAUUAAUCAUAAGUGUUUGUACCAAAAUAAAAUAUUAAGUUACAUUUGUA